ACAAAACCCCAAAACAUCUGCUCAGCUCUGAUGUCCUCCUACAGUCAUCAAUUUGUUUUCUCUUUCCAAACCUGCUGAACACACUGCAGGAAAUUUCUCCACAGGGAGGAAUUACAACCUGCCUAUCCUUCUGGCUACUGUACUUGCACUCCCUGAAUUCCUGGCUUGGCAACUGAGGUGCUGCUUACUCUAAAACAUCCAGUCUUCUGCAGGUCUCAGCUAAUAGUAACACCAUCCAUGAACUCCCUGGUUAAAGGUCACCUCAUUCAAAUUACUUCCAUGCAACCCCAUAAUUUUCACUCUUUUUCCUACUUUUAAUUACUUUUGUUUUAAAAUAAAGUAGAACACUAGUCUCAAGCAACAUAGCUCCAGUCCUUCUUGAAACCAAUGGGGAAAGAAAAAAAAAAUUAAAGAAAACAUUAAGCACCUUGGAAAGAAAUCAGUAGCUGCUGCAAGCUGAUGCUUGUGGUACUUCAUUAUUUACAAAGCAGCAGGCCCCAUUCUCCUUCUACAUCAGACAUACAGCUGGGAGGCAGCAAAGGAAGGCCAUUAUUUGCCCUGAAGCCAGGAGGGGAUGAAACAUGAAAAUCGGGGUAAGUAGAAGGUGCAUCAGAGCAGCGACCUGUGUUCCGGCUCCUAGGCACCCACACCCUGUGUAAUCAUGCCCUAUGGUAGCCUUGCCCUUGGCGUGCAGCUGGAAUCCAUUCAGGGGUUUCCCGGAGUCGCACACAGGCUCCUACCCGCAAUUAUCUUCCACGGGCUAAUCUCCUCACGUCGGCGGCACUAACGCGGGGAUUACCCCACAGACAGGCGCAGCCCCUGAGGUCUUCGGGCACCAGACGCAAAGUACAACAGCGUUACCUGCUUAUUAAGUUGCUGACAGGGUAUGCCCUGCUGAGAUGCUACCUUAACGACCUUUAAGAACGCGACGAAGUGAGGGCGCGGCGCCGAGCCGGCAGCAGCGGAGCGCCUUCCCGCCACACGGAGCGCGGCCGCCCUCUGGGGGUCAGCGCCGCACGCCGCGCUGCGGGCCGGCGAGGCUUCUGUCGGCUUCCAAUACACGUGUGAAGGAGAACAGCCAGCGCCCAGCUCGCGGCGGUGAGAGAGAAGCGAGCGAGCUACCGCCAGGCAGCGACCAGCGACCACCGCCACCUCGAACCCGCGUCCACCUUUCGGAACGGCCCCCCCUGCGGAGGAAAGUUACACGAGUGCCGCGCAUGCGCCCGCCCCGCCUCACCGCCGCCGAUGACGGAGACCGACGGCGCCGGCUGCCGCCAUGGCGGCCCGCGUGCUGAUGGCGCCGCGCAGACUGAAGCCAUUUAACAGACUGCAAGUAAUAUUACAGCACUUGAAAACAUGUAAGCAUACCGAUUCUGCAGCUGAUGUUCUGCUGCAAAAGAAAGGAGGCGCAGGAAUAAUAACUUUGAACAGACCCAAGGUUCUCAAUGCACUAAGUUUGAGAAUGAUCCAACAAAUUUAUCCACAAAUAAAGGCUUGGGAGCAAGAUCCUGAAACUUUUCUAAUAAUUAUAAAGGGAACUGGAGAAAAAGCUUUUUGUGCUGGUGGUGAUGUUAGAGCUAUUGCAGAUGCAGGGAAAGCUGGAGAUAGAAUGACACAAGAUUACUUCAGAGACGAAUACACACUGAACAAUGCUGUUGGCACUUGCAAGAAGCCAUAUGUUGCACUUAUUGAUGGCAUUACAAUGGGAGGGGGAGUUGGCCUCUCAGUCCAUGGACAUUUCCGAGUUGCGACUGAAAAGACAGUUUUUGCAAUGCCAGAAACAGCAAUAGGCCUUUUCCCUGAUGUAGGUGGUGGUUAUUUCUUGCCAAGGCUUCCAGGAAAGAUCGGCUAUCUGCUCGCACUGACAGGAUUCAGGCUGAAAGGAAGAGAUGUGCUAAAAGCCGGCAUCGCCACACAUUUCGUAGAAUCAGAAAAGCUACCUGACUUAGAGAAAGACCUGAUAGCAUUGAAAUCUCCUUCAAAAGAAAAUAUUGCAGACUUGCUGAACUCUUACCACAUGCAGACCAAAAUUGACCAAGAAAAGGAGUUCAUCCUUGACGAGCAUAUGGAGAAGAUUAACAGUAUUUUUGCAGCAAAUAGCAUGGAAGAAAUUGUUCAAAAGUUAAAGCAAGAUGGUUCUCCUUUUGCCAUGAAGCAGCUAGAGACUAUUAAUAAGAUGUCACCUACAUCCCUAAAGCUGGCUCUCAGACAACUCAGAGAAGGUGCUUCCAUGAGUUUACAGGACGUGUUCACGAUGGAGUACAGACUGAGCCAGGCGUGCAUGAGAGGCCAUGACUUCUAUGAAGGGGUUCGAGCAGUGCUGAUUGACAAGGACCAGUCCCCCCGCUGGAAGCCUGCUGCUCUGGAAGAAGUCAGUGAUGAAUUCGUGGACAAUUGUUUCAAGCCUCUGGGAAACAACGAUCUCAAGUUGUAGAGAUCACAUCUAUUGACAUCUUACACAUCUGCUUCAUUUUAUGGUAUAAAAACUAAGAACAGCAUGAUGAAGGAUGAUGAAGCUCUUAGCCAGCCUGACUUGUAACUAUUUUUCACAUUCAGUACCAUUCUCUUUUGUUAUACAGUUGUAACGACAACAUGAUUACAUCUCUGGUUAAUAAGGGGAAAAAUGACUUGAAGGCAAAUAGUUAUUCUGACUGCUGUUAGGCAAUGAUUAAUGUUCAGCUUUGGGCCUCUGCCAUUGAGGGGAACCUUGCGGGGAGACAGCGUGGCUCAGGGAUGGGCUGCGGAGCAGGAGCUGAGGAACCCAUGGUGUUUGUGGCUCUGUUGCUGGGCUGUUGAAGCAGGUUUGGCCUCCAAUUCUUCUCUGUGCAAUGAAAUUAAGAUAUACUUAAAGCAUUAAAACAGUCAGAGCUACAAAGUUAAAUGCCAGACAUGCUAAUUUCAUGGUGUUAAGUAGUCUUUUAAAUCAAAGGUCAGACUGAUGUAUGAUUAUUAGUCUGAGAGCAAGGAAUUAUUCUAUUGAUUUAACAUUUGGUCUGUGUACAGCAUUGCCACGUGAUGCAGACGUUGUUUCAAAUGUCAUAAUACUGUCAGAGCCUCGAGCACAUUUCUUUCCGCUUGUAAAAUCUAUUUUGUAAAAACGCCAUUGACUGAAUUGCA
Messenger RNA from Phasianus colchicus (ring-necked pheasant), 3117 nucleotides. It is a transcript of the gene HIBCH, whose product is annotated as 3-hydroxyisobutyryl-CoA hydrolase. The record is from RefSeq and is a predicted model, not a curated record. Gene Ontology annotation, cellular component: mitochondrion. Gene Ontology annotation, molecular function: 3-hydroxyisobutyryl-CoA hydrolase activity. Gene Ontology annotation, biological process: L-valine catabolic process. Lineage: Eukaryota; Metazoa; Chordata; Aves; Galliformes; Phasianidae.